UGAGGGAUAAUGAGUGUGUUAACGAGGCAAGGUUAAUGAGGAGUUGAGAUGGAGAGUGCGCAGGUGAGGGCAGACAGUGGGGUGCGGGAGGCACGGAGCGGAGGCUGGUGGAGAGAGGCAGCAGUGCCAGUCAGGUUGUGAGCGUUGCACCGCCACCACCGUCCGCCAGCACCUCGCCCGCGUCUCGCUGCUCAGUGGUGUACAGAGAGCCCAGCGUCCUCGUCUCCCACAGCCCCAGUGACCCGCUCCCUUGGCCCCGCUGCCCUCGGGCACAGACAGGUCUGAAGGGGAGCCUCGGUGGUGUGGGUGACCAGCCAUGUCACCCACAUUGUACCCGCCGUCGUCCGCGCCCUCUUCAAUCGCGGGGGCGGUGUCCUCGGGCGUGCCCAUGGGCCUUAAGAUUCUGGCCCAAACGCUUCCUGAGCUUCAGGUGCCCGCCGUGACCGACAAGGAGGAGGAUUCCUUGGAGGCACAGUACAACGGUGGGAUAGUGAACGGAAACGACGAGCUGGCCACGGUCGCCCCAAGCCCUCGAGUUACUUCCAUCAUCGCCGACGUGAUCAGCAUGUGUGAUAACUGCACCGCCAACGAGACCGAGAACUGUACUCUAAACUUCCCCGAGGACGACCCCGCUAACACGGAGAGAAACUACUGGACUCUGCUGCUCCUGCUGUUCCCAGUGUUCACCGUGUUUGGCAACAUUCUGGUGCUCAUGUCCGUGUACAAGGAACGUUCGCUGCAGACCGUCACCAACUACUUCAUAGUGUCCUUGGCGGUCGCCGACCUGCUCCUCGCCUCCAUCGUCAUGCCCUUCGCCGUCUACUAUCUGAGACACCUCAUCUAGCUGACCCUUUGCCGCUAGGUUGCUGCAGUCAAGGCCAUGUUGGUCCCACCAUCGCCCAGUGUAGCGUUAACGAUAUCAUUAACCCCUUGGAUGCGGAUUUCCUACAAGAAGCCAUUCCAUCACCAAGCUACAGGAGUGGAACAAAAAGUGGUUGCUCCAAUUUAGUGGAGAAAAAUGUGAGGUCAUGCAUCUUGGGAGGGAAAAUCCAGCAUAUCAAUACCACAUGGGAAACACUCCACUGCCCACCACAGAGGCACAGAAGGACCCGGGAGCAUAUGUUACCAGGCUACCAGUGAAGGCGAAAUCCGUGUCAAUCGCAGCGGACGGGUUAAUGAAUCAGAGAGGCUGUUGAUUGAAAAAAGUGUAGGAGUAUCAUGACACCUAAGGAACUAAACUGAAAAUCUUUUGGGGGUUUAAAUACCUGUAUAGGAAAAAAUUUCGAGGCCCAUUUUUUUUUUUUUUCAUAUCUUGGAGUAAUCCUUUCAGCAUAAAAUAUAAUAAUGAGUUCAAAGAGUUAUCAAGGAACUUUUGAUCUCACUUCUUUAUGCAGAAUCUCACGCCAUUAGUCCAGGUUAGUGAUCAGGUCCCCGGACACUCACUCCCUUUUGACGAAGCAGAUGUUCACAGGCGCCCAUUGAGUUCUUUUCACCGAGGUUUUCUCGAAAAAGUUGUUACGGGGAAUCAAAAUGACUGACAAAAUGAAUAUGUUGUUAAGGAGA
This is a messenger RNA of Eriocheir sinensis (Chinese mitten crab), 1563 nucleotides long. Its product is annotated as dopamine D2-like receptor. Gene Ontology annotation, molecular function: dopamine neurotransmitter receptor activity, coupled via Gi/Go; G protein-coupled receptor activity. Lineage: Eukaryota; Metazoa; Arthropoda; Malacostraca; Decapoda; Varunidae. Gene Ontology annotation, biological process: adenylate cyclase-activating adrenergic receptor signaling pathway. The record is from RefSeq and is a predicted model, not a curated record. The transcript is spliced from 2 exons. Gene Ontology annotation, cellular component: membrane. The coding region runs from base 317 to 844 and encodes 175 amino acids.